GGUGAGGUGACGCUGCGGUUUGCUUUCCCGCCCGCAGAGACGCCGGUCCGGUUCUGCCGCAUCAGCAGAGGUGGAGGACCCGGACCCAGCCACCAUUCAGCCAGGCACACCGAGAGUCCUGCGCUAUUUUCUUAUUUAUUUAUUUUGCGGCUCCCGCUGCUCCAUGCUCCGGCUAAACUGUCGUCAACCAACCGGCCUGCGGUGCGCUACCUGGGGAUUCUCGACCAUAAUCAACCACGUGGAGAAAGAUCUUUACAAGUCCUGGAUGGAGUAAAAGCCAGCCCUGAUGAUCCUCACCGAAUGUAAUGCUGCUGACAGGCAGGGAGCCCGGUACUCAAACCUGACCGGAGUGUAUAUUGAGGAACUGGCUGCUCCUCCUCCUGCACCUCCUGUGACCUGGCUGCCUCCCGACGUCCUCGGCCAUGGUGUACGUUUGCGUCUGCGUCUAGAUCGCCAUGACCACCGCGGGCGGGGCUGCUGGCACCUAGUCGACUUGGAGGCAGAGGCAGAGCCAGAGCCGGUCGGGAAGACAACGGGAAACCCAGAUCCUGGGGCCUGCACACAAAGUCGGAUGAGUACCCUGUCUGCUGGCUCCGAGAUGCAAACUUCAACUCUGGAAGCCCAGUUCCUAGUGGGCCCCCAGGCUAAAGUAACUGGCCGGAAGCGAGGACGGCCACCUAUCCGGAAGCUGGAUUUCCAGAGCCACUAUGUGGAUUCUCUGUCGCCCCUCAAGGUCCCGAAGAAGAGAGGAAGGAAGCCCGGCUUUAAGCUGAAGCCCAGGAUGGUGAUGUCACCACUCGCCAACUCUCCUCCCAGCAGCACACCAGAACCUGAGAUGGGCUCGAUCCCGCAAGACGCAGCUAUUGUCCCCCACUCGGCCACGCCACAGGUCCUAACAGACAGCCCAAUGCCCGACGAUUUCACGUGUGACCCGCCAACAGACUCCAAGCGCUACACCAUAGAUCCCAGCGACUCUGCGUUCAACAUCAUGGCAUCCCAGUACCAAACCAAGCAUUCUUAUGUCUAUCGUAGCAACAGCUGCUCCACCCCACUGGGUCUAUGCAGACAAGUUUCCAGCCCGGCGAGUUUCCAGGACGGAAACAGAAACGCCCUCAGCCCUUUCCCAGACACUGGAGAUGGCAAGCGUCUUGCGGGGAAGGACCCAUCCAACUGGGGAGUAGAGGACGUGGUGUGGUUCAUCAAAGAAGCAGACCCUCAAGCCCUGGCACCCCAUGCUGAGGCUUUCAGGAAACAUGAAAUAGACGGAGACGCACUCUUGUUGCUGAAAAGUGAGAUGAUGAUGAAGUAUCUGGGACUGAAGCUGGGGCCCGCGCUCAAACUCUGUUUCCACAUCGACAGGCUCAGACAGAAUCGCUCGUAAUUUCCUGUCAGAGAACCGACGGCUCACGCUGACAAAAAAAAAAACAUCACUCCAAUGUCCUGAAGAGGAGGUGGAGUAGAGACCUUGGUGCUUUCACUGCUUCUGAACCACUUUUUGUUGACAGACUCGACGCUUUAUGUGUACAUACGCCGACUAUUUGCUACCUUUUUUUACUUACUACUUGCGUGGCUUUAAACUGUAAAUAUUUCUGCUGCAUACAGGCAUCGACUAACAUGAACCAUCAGCAGCAUUAAUCUAAGCAGACAAUAAUCAUGACCACAGAGUGCUAAGCUUAAAGGCCUAUGAAGCCAGAAAUCUAUCAUGGUGUUUUACCUCAUUUUCAUACUAAAACUCACUAGUACUGUUCAGUUCCUCUGCUACUUGUUUUAAUACAAUAUUUUCUCUCAAACUAUAGUAUUUCUAACAGUUGGAUCUGUGAAACCCACUUUUAAAAUUCUUGAUUUUAAAGGGAUCUGAUAGUGAACUGCUGCUGCCGAAAUACACCAGUGGUGUUUCUCCAAUAAGAGGUUGUAAAAGGUUUAAAAGCCUUCAAAAGGCUAACAGUAUUUAAACCGAUGCAACUUGGUGCUGCCCCUACAUCUACACCUAACCCAGCUGAUCCAUGUCUUGGAUUUCUAAUUUUGACUCUCAACAGAUUGCCAUUAAUCUUAAGCAAUACCUCAUUUCAUGCCAUUCUGGGCAUAAAUGGCUUAGCGGAAAGAGUGUUUGAUCAUACAUUUGUAAAAAGAAACUAUGUAGCAUUAAGAGUUUUCUCAUGUGACGCUGUAUAACAAACCUCUUGUUGACCGUAAGGAAUAAUCUCAUGCUGUACAGACAAACUUGUGACAUGUGCUAAAUUUAUGGCAAACCUUUGAUUAAACUUGUUUUUUUUUUGUUU
This is a messenger RNA of Fundulus heteroclitus (mummichog), 2279 nucleotides long. It is a transcript of the gene scml4, whose product is annotated as Scm polycomb group protein like 4. The coding region runs from base 287 to 1381 and encodes 364 amino acids. The transcript has 8 exons. The record is from RefSeq and is a predicted model, not a curated record. Gene Ontology annotation, molecular function: protein binding. NCBI's taxonomy places the organism in Eukaryota, Metazoa, Chordata, Actinopteri, Cyprinodontiformes, Fundulidae.